Molecule: messenger RNA, 6009 nt
Organism: Lepisosteus oculatus (spotted gar)
Lineage: Eukaryota; Metazoa; Chordata; Actinopteri; Semionotiformes; Lepisosteidae
Gene: klhl24a
Product: kelch-like family member 24a
Molecular function (GO): protein binding
Source: RefSeq, a predicted model, not a curated record
UUGCGUGUCCUCGGGGAUGUGAUGACAUGUUUUUUGUGCUGUCCUAACCGUUUUUAUGAAGUUGUUUGUUAGGUUAAACAGAAUGUGACGGUCAAGGUGGAAUAGAUAAUUGCCGAAAGAAGGAAGCUGGAGAAAAAAUUCGGAAUUAUACAUUAAUUCUGGAUUAGAAGCCUUCUGAUAAAAAGAAGUCACUUCGCAAGCGGUUUAUUAUUUUUUCGUUCGGUUUUAUUUUUGUCUAAAUAUUCUUUUGCGGCCGCAUUAAAUUUAGAAAGGGCGCGUACUGUGACCUCUUUGGUCCCUGCAGGAAAUAAAGUGCACCAAAGGUGGAUGCAGCCAUGGUCUUGAUCCUGGGCAGAAGGUUGAACAGGGAAGAUGUAGGGGUCCGUGAUUCUCCUGCAGUGAAGCGCAAGGUCUUUGAAGUGGACUCCAAGACACUGGUGAACCACGACAUCUUUGACUUCUCGUCAGGCUCCUCGCACGCUGAGAGCAUACUGCAGGUGCUCAACGAGUUCCGGGACAGCCGUCUUUUCACCGAUGUCAUCAUCUGUGUAGAGGGCCGCGAGUUCCCCUGCCACCGCGCGGUGCUGUCCGCCUGCAGCAGCUACUUCCGGGCCAUGUUCUGCAACGACCACCGGGAGAGCCGCGAGAUGUUGGUGGAGAUCAACGGCAUCCUCGCUGAGGCUAUGGACAACUUCCUGCAAUACGUCUAUACGGGCAAGGCCAAGAUUACCACAGAAAAUGUACAGUUCCUCUUCGAGACCUCUAGCCUCUUCCAGAUUGGGGCCCUACGUGAUGCCUGUGCCAAGUUCUUGGAGGACCAGCUGGAUCCCUGCAACUGCCUGGGCAUCCAGCGCUUUGCUGACACGCACUCCCUCAAGCAGCUGGCCAGCCGCUGCCGCACCUACGCCAUGCAGAACUUCACGGAGGUGGCCCAGCAUGAAGAGUUCCUCGAUCUCCGGCGGGAUGAGCUGGAGGAGUACAUCUCCAGCGACGAGCUCGUCAUCAACAAGGAGGAGAUGGUCUUUGAGGCUGUCAUGCGCUGGGUCUACCAUGACGUGGAGUACCGCCGGCCCAUGCUCAAAGACCUCCUCCACCAUGUUCGUAUGCCUCUCCUGCACCCCAACUACUUUGUCCAGACUGUGGAGGGGGACCGUCUCAUCCAGAACUCCCCUGAAUGCUACCAGUUGCUCCAUGAGGCCAGGAGGUACCACGUGCUGGGCAAUGAGAUGAUGUCUCCUAGAACCCGACCUCGCAGGUCUACAGGCUUCUCAGAGGUCAUUGUGGUGGUUGGUGGCUGUGAGCGAGUGGGGGGCUUCAACCUUCCCUACACUGAAUGCUAUGACCCGGUGACUGGAGAAUGGAAAUCUCUGGCCAAACUACCAGAGUUCACCAAGUCUGAAUAUGCUGUCUGUGCCCUGAGGAAUGACAUCCUGGUCUCAGGAGGUCGCAUAAACAGUCGGGAUGUGUGGAUGUACAAUUCCCAGCUCAACAUCUGGAUUAGGGUGGCCUCCUUGAACAAAGGCAGAUGGCGUCAUAAAAUGGCUGUCCUCCUGGGCAAGGUGUACGCGGUGGGAGGAUAUGAUGGCCAGAGCCGGCUGAGCAGUGUGGAGUGCUACGACUCCUUCUCUAACCGCUGGACAGAAGUGGCACCUAUGAAAGAGGCCGUCAGUUCUCCAGCUGUCGCCAGCUGUGUCAACAAGCUGUUCGUGAUUGGAGGAGGACCUGAUGACAACAGCUGCUCCGAUAAGGUCCAGUCCUAUGAUCCUGAGACCAACACCUGGCUGCUGAGGUCUAACAUUCCCAUUGCUAAACGCUGCAUCACUGCAGUGUCUCUCAACAACCUCAUAUAUGUGUCUGGAGGCCUGACCAAGUCCAUCUUCUGCUAUGACCCCAUUGAGGAUUACUGGAUACAUGUGAUGCAUACGUUCAGUAAACAGGAGAGCUGUGGCAUGUCGGUCUGCAAUGGCAAAAUCUACAUCCUGGGUGGGAGGGGAGAAACCGGAGAGGCCUCAGACAACAUUCUGUGCUAUGACCCAGCCACAGGCAUCAUCACUGGGAUGGCAGCCAUGCCACGACCCAUCUCCUACCACGGCUGUGUGACCAUCCACCGCUACAAUGAGAAGUACUACCACUCCUGACCAGCCACUGCCCGAGACAGGCCUCCGCUGCAGGACUGGCACUCCCAGGCCAUCAAGCCCAGGGGUGCCCCCACAGAAACCAUAGAGUAGAUAUAAGCUGAGCCAGCAGUAGCAAUAUUUUGUGCCUUGGUACCAUUUUAGAUUACAGGACAAGCGAAUACACCGCUUUAACUGGUUUAAUCUUGUAUGCAGAAGCAGAAAGUGUGGUUGCUACCCUCAACGUAAAUAGUAUGGAUGCUAGAGUUUGUAAGCAUAUUAAUAUUUGGAGUUUAGGUCUGAGUAAUUAUACUGCAUGUUUAAAGUUAAAUAUGGUCAGAUUAACUCUGGGGUUUAAUUCCUUGUAAUAAUUAGAGAAGCCAUGGUCCUUUCUAACUGUGAGAACUUCCAAAGCAAUGAUAUGCACAUUUACACCAGUAUGAACAAUAAACUACUAAUAAAAAUGUCAGAAUUCCAACUCACAAAAAACAGGAAAUGAAAUUGUCCAGUCAUUCAGCAGUUAGGAGGUUAAACAUUGCAGGUUCUGAGUAAUAACUAAAUGAUGUGGGAGGGUAAUUAUCCAUUUAUAGUAAUGUGAUCAUGUUUGUUCAUGCCCUGUAAUCUAAAGUGCUCUGUUUUUAUAAUGCAUCUGUGUUUCUCAUGUAUGUUUAUACUUGUCUUUUUGUCAGCUUAUAUUGUACAAUAAUCAGUUAUCUUUGUCUGGUUUUUAAUUAUUUGUUAUUUUUAUUAUAAAGUGAUGUUUUGCAUUUUUGUUGUUUUUGAUCCAACAUUUUAUCUUGAUAACAAGCAUAAUUCUGUAAUAACCAGUAGGCUCUGACUCCUUUGCCCUCCCCCUCACUAGGAGCUUCAGGGAGGAAUUACUUGUAGCAGAUGGAAAAAAAAAACAUGAUUUCUUAUCUAUCAGCAGCUUUGCAAGUUAUGCUAAAGUGUCACUGUGCUUUUGUCAGGACACCCAGAACAUACAAUGCAUUAAAAUAAAAUAAGCACAGAGCAAAUGCAGGACAUGUACCUGCAUAGCAUUGAGACCCAUAUUCCAUAUUGUUUCAAAAAGCUAACACAUUUGUAACAACCAUGAGGCAGGCCUACGGUUUUUGUUUUAUAUUAACAUAUUUUAAACGUGUAGUGACUAGCUUCUGCUUUUGAUAAAUGCACCCAGUAAUGUUUUGCAAUAGACAUUUUAUUUGAUCAGUGAUUUUCACGUGCUCCAAAAUCAGUCUGCAUUAGAUGAGCUGUGUAGACUGAGAUUUGAAAAAACGCAUUUUAACAAUUUUCCGGAGAGAAUUAUUUCGGACAAGACUGUGCCGAAGGCCACCUACUUCAUGGGAGCUAUGAGAUGAAUGUGGACUGGUCAGUAAACGUUUACUCUGCUUUCCAAGUCUUAGGUGCAGAGUCUCAUGCUGUGAAUAAGCUGUCUUUCUUUCCAGGCCAUUUUGUCACUUUUCAUGAGCAGUGUUCUAUAACAGGGGCUCUUCUACGUCCUUCUUUUUUGUAUUCUGUAACUUUUGACAAAGCCCCACCUGGACACCACUAUCUGUAGAUAAUGUUUUUGGGUAGACUUAAUUUAAUAUUUUAGAAAUAUCUUGUAAAUACUUUUUUAUUUUUACUGUAUCAGUAAACGUUUAUCACUUGAGUUCAUGUAAGAGAAGUGUGUGGAUCCUGUCUGCAUUUUCCUAGCUCCUUGCCUCAUGGAACUUAGUUGGUACCUGUGAUUUUACAGUAGGAAAGAGUGAUACUAUCUGCCGUUCGGAAGAAAGCUGAAUCAUUACAUUUGGGUAAUAACGUAUGCUGUUGUGUGCAUUUAGUAUUUAGUCUGACAAAUUGUGUUUUGUUGAUUUUAUAGUAGUUCUUUGUUUCCAUUAAGCUACAAUUUUAUAUACUUCACAGUCUACGUAUAGCUUCAGGUAUAGUAUUUAAUGUGCUUGGGGAUGACUGCUUUUGAAUGUUGGUAUUUCUAGUGUCAUUAAUAUCAGGCAAGGACUUGGUAAUGGAGAUAAACAGAGUGCAGUUAAUUUUAGUUCCUCAAGUUUUCAGUGUGCACUUAAAGUUUAUAAAGGAAAGAAUUUCUCUAAUAAGGACAACAUGUUAAAUCUGAAUUUUAUGAGGAUGUGUUGGAAGUCUUAAAAAAAAAAAGCCUUAACAAAAUAACUUUUAGUGGGACAACUACUGAUUAAUAUCUACAGACGUGGGGUUAAAAUCAUGAGAUUAUAAUAUAAACAGAAAUCUAAAUUGAAGUUUAUUGGAAGUGCAACAAAGAAAUGAUUAAAUAUUAAAAUAAAGACUUUGAAGCAUAAAUAUUUGAGAUCAAUUACAGGAAGUUAAAAAUCUGGAAAUACUGUGCUAGUGUAUGAGUAGGUGAGACGGAACGAUCAGACAGGUUUGCCUCUUGUUUCAUGCCAUGUUCUAAUUGUCUACUGAAAGGAAUUACCAUACAUUUUCUGAAAUAAUUUCUCUCCCAUUUCUUUCUGUGUGUCUGUGUAAUUCCCACCUCCUGGUUUCAGUCAAGGGCCAGUGAGAUUGAGCAGGAUUGUGACAAUGCGGCUGUGGCUACAAGUUUAGUGAGUAUCAUAUUUACACGAAUGCCAAGUUUUAAAGGUUUAAACAAGAUUUUUUAAAUUAUUAUUCUUCAUUUCUUAAUGGGUUAUUGGAGUUGUGUUUUGAGUGUUGUUUUAUUAGUAUUGGUAUAUACCAUGUGAUGCCGCUGUCAAAAUGGAAGAAACUGGUGAAAUGUAGAGGAUAAAGCAGCCCGUCAGGGGUGAGGCUGCCUGUGGACAUGGAGAGGCUGUCUGAAGUGGCAAGGGAUGUCAGUCUUGUGGGAGACGAAGCAAGUGAGUGGUGUACCACACACUCCCAGGCAAUUCGGAAUAUUAUACCUAUAGGGGAGACAGAAAAGUGGUUUUGUUCUAAUUGUGACUGUGUUGAAGGGACUACACUCCCUUAUGAGUUCUCCAGCUGGCUAAUAAAGACAUUGUCUGCAUGGUAGACCAUUCUUAUUGGAAUUGUCCUCCUACAUUUAUUUUAUAGAACUGAGCCUCUCCAACCAAAGAUUCAAGCUUACACACCCUGUGAUUCAGAUAAUGGAUUUAUUUGAUCUCCUGUUUAUUAUAUAUGCUUAACAUUUAAAGAUUAAUAGUCUGUCAUCUCAAGAACAAUGCAGUGAAGGCCAAUUAUGAUUGUAACUGAUGCUGAGAUAUUGUGGCAUGCCUUCAUUUAAUCAUGGACAGGUGAUAUAAUAGCCUUUUCUGGUGUGCUAAGUUGAUUUGUUACUGAAUUUUCUACUAGACUAGUUAUCUUACUUUGCCUUUAAUUACAACACAAGUGCCUUGAAAUUAUAUAUCAAUUUAAUAUUUUGUUUGUUUGUUUGUUUUUUAAUAUUAGAGUAUGAGAAUACACAGCAUUUGGUUAAGGAAAACAUUCAAGCCAGUCUAAGUAGAACACCUAUAUCGAGAGGGAUAAAUUAAACUUAGCAAGUAAAAGGUAAAUCAAAGAAUUCCAUAGAACAAAUAAAGUGAAAAGUGUACUGAUUAGUCUGCUCACAUUUACUGUUUAUAGCAUAACAUAACUGGUACACUGACACAAGAAUUUCAGGAGCAAACUUAGUUGAUGGUGUAUGCCAUACAAUGGUCAAUUCCACAAAUCAUUAUUUUAUUUGGAGAGAUUGUUGUUAUGUAAAGGCUGCAUGUUAAAACUAGUUAACCUUUUUAUUGAUAAGCCAGUAAUUGACAUGUUGUGUAAUGGUUGCAUUAUAGUAUUGCGUGAUAAUUUCUUUUCUCUCACCUUUCAUUUUAUUUAAACAUUUUGUAUGUGUGUUAAGCCACUUGCGUAUGAUUGUACUAGAUGUAUCACUGAUGCCUUAAUAAAGUAACUUUCUCCUAAA